AUGACGUUCAAAAAGGCAUUUGAAUCUGAGCCAUCACUACAGUCAGGAAUUAAUUACGCGGUCCUUCUCCUGGCGGCUGGGCAUCAGUUUGAAUCUUCCUUUGAGCUCCGGAAAGUUGGAGUGAAGCUGAGUAGCCUCCUUGGUAAAAAGGGAAACUUAGAAAAACUCCAGAGCUACUGGGAAGUUGGAUUUUUUCUGGGCGCCAGUGUCCUGGCCAAUGACCACAUGAGAGUCAUCCAAGCAUCUGAAAAGCUUUUUAAACUGAAGACACCGGCAUGGUACCUCAAGUCAAUUGUAGAGACAAUUUUGAUAUAUAAGCAUUUUGUGAAACUGACUACCGAGCAGCCUGUGGCCAAACAGGAGCUCGUGGACUUCUGGAUGGAUUUCCUGGUUGAGGCCACAAAGACCGAUGUUACCGUAGUUAGGUUUCCACCUCAGUUAGUCAACACAUCGCUUAAAAACAGACAUAAGGUUGCUGUUAAUUCCUACUACAGUUUGGCUAACAUUGACAUCAAUGUUGGCACCAUUAUUGUGGUGAAAAGUGGUGUUAUGCACCUGGAUUGUUAUUCGAUCUCCACUGCUCAUUACCCAUAUGGAUACUCCCAGCCCCUACAUGAAGAAAUAGCAUUGCAUAAACAUCUGAAGCACAAAAAUAUUGUCCAGUAUCUGGGCUCUUUCAGUGAGAAUGGUUUCAUCAAAAUCUUCAUGGAGCAGGUCCCAGGAGAAUACAAGAAAAACCGAGUGGUAGACUUAAACACUGGAAGUGUGUUUGAAUCAUCCCCAGGUACCCUUCAGUAUAUGGCACCGGAAAUCAUAGACAAAGGACCACGAGGCUACGGGAAAGCAGCAGACAUCUGGUCUUUGGGCUGCACCAUCAUCGAAAUGGCCACAGGGAAACCACCUUUUUAUGAACUGGGAGAACCACAAGCAGCUAUGUUCAAGGUGGGAAUGUUUAAAGUCCACCCGGAGAUCCCAGAGUCCAUGUCAGCAGAGGCCAAGGCAUUCAUACUGAAGUGUUUUGAACCAGACCCUGACAAGAGAGCCUGUGCUAACGACUUGCUUGUUGAUGAGUUCUUAAAAGUUUCAAGCAAAAAGAAAAAGACACAACCUAAGCUUUCAGCCCUUUCAGCCGGAUCAAAUGAGUAUCUUCGAAGCAUAUCCUUGCCUGUGCCUGUCCUGGUGGGGGACACAAGCAGCAGCGGCGAGUACGGCUCUGUUUCUCCCGAUGCGGAGUUAAAAGUGGACCCCUUCUCUUUCAAAACGAGAGCCAAGUCCUGCGGAGAAAGAGACGUGAAAGGAAUACGGACACUCUUUUUGGGCAUUCCAGAUGAAAAUUUUGAAGACCACAGCGCUCCGCCUUCCCCUGAAGAAAAAGAUUCUGGAUUCUUUAUGCUGAGGAAGGACAGUGAGAGACGGGCCACCCUUCACAGGAUCCUGACGGAAGACCAAGACAAAGUUGUGAGAAACUUAAUGGAAUCUUUGGCUCAGGGGGCCGAAGAACCUAAACUAAAAUGGGAACAUAUCACAACCCUCAUUGCAAGCCUCAGAGAAUUUGUGAGAUCCACGGACCGAAAAAUCAUCGCCACCACACUGUCCAAGCUGAAGCUAGAACUUGACUUCGACAGCCACGGCAUUAGCCAAGUCCAGGUGGUGCUCUUCAGUUUUCAAGAUGCUGUCAAUAAAGUUCUUCGGAAUCAUAAUAUCAAACCACACUGGAUGUUUGCCUUAGACAGUAUCAUCCGAAAGGCGGUGCAGACGGCCAUUACCAUUCUGGUUCCAGAACUGAGGCCACAUUUCAGCCUUGCGUCUGAGAGUGACACCGCUGAUCAAGAAGACUUGGAUGCAGAAGAUGACCAUGAGGAACGGCCUUCGAACCAAACUGUCCGAAGACCUCAUGCUGUCAUUGAAGAUGCUGUGGCUACCUCAGGGGUGAGCACGCUCAGUUCUACUGUAUCCCACGACUCCCAAAAUGCUCACCGGUCGCUCAAUGUGCAACUUGGAAGGAUGAAAAUAGAAACUAAUAGAUUACUGGAAGAAUUGGUUCGGAAAGAGAAAGAAUUACAAGCACUACUUCAUCGAGCUAUUGAAGAAAAAGACCAAGAAAUUAAACACCUGAAGCUUAAGUCCCAACCAAUAGAUAUUCCUGGAUUGCCCAUAUGCCCCCGGGGUUCUCCUGGCACAAAUACUGAAGAGUCUGAACUUACUGAGUGGCUGAGAGAAAAGGGAGCUGAUGAAGACACUAUAAGUCGGUUUUUGGCUGAGGAUUAUUCACUAGAGGAUGUUCUCUACUAUGUUACACGUGAUGAUUUAAAAUGCCUCAGACUAAGGGGAGGGAUGCUUUGCACACUGUGGAAGGCCAUCACCGACUUCCGAGACACACAGACUUGACUGUCGCUCAGUUGGUUUCCAGCCUUCCGUGGAGAUUCUAACAGACAGAACUGAUCUUCGCAGGGGAGGGAGAACCUAAGAGAGAGGAGAAAGAAGCUGCACUUUAAAUCCAGUAUUUGUUUACUUGUGUUAAAAGGAGAAAAAAAAAAAAAGACAAAAUACACUGAAAUUUCCUAACUGCUUCUAUUUCUACAAUUCAUAAGGAUUCUUUGUAAGGACUCUCAAAAAUAAUCCUAAACAUCAGGAUGCUUGGGAUUAUUUUAGUCUAAACAUUUUUAUGGAAAUAUUUUUAACUUAGCAGCUGUUGCACUUCGGCCAAAUGUCUCUUUUACACGAAACGGAUAGAACAUUUCAUGUGAUUGUGCAUCACUGGAACAAAACCAAAAUGUGACCAUAACUUUUUAGGCUUAUGUGUGUGUGUAAGAUACUCUGAGUAGAAAUGCAUAAUUUCAAUUGUUGUGUAAAGUUUAUGUUUUUUUUUAAGUGUGCAGAAUCCGAGAAGCAGUGGUUUUUACUUACCUAUGUGUAUUAAUUGUAAUAUUGACUCUAUUUUGUAACUUAAGUUUCUGGCGCAUAGUACGUUCAUUUGAGUCGUGUUUGUACUACUGAACUGUACCAGUUGCACAUGUCUGAAUUAUAGUAAUGUUAGCUUGUUCUAAAGCUAUCCAUUGUGUCAUAUUUACUCUAAAAAGUAAAAAGACUCUUAACGUACUGUUCGAUAAAUUCUAAAGAAUUCUUAUUUUGUUUGGACAAACCAGAUAAACUACUGUGUCAAACUUCUA
Leptonychotes weddellii (Weddell seal) is the source of this 3170-nucleotide messenger RNA. NCBI's taxonomy places the organism in Eukaryota, Metazoa, Chordata, Mammalia, Carnivora, Phocidae. The record is from RefSeq and is a predicted model, not a curated record.